AUGGCCACAGAACUUGUUGAUGAGCGUACUAGCAGAGUUUCCCACUCGGUCUUUCUGGGAGUAGUCUGGGCUCUCACUGGUACAUCUUUUCUCUUCGUUCUCUUUCGACUCUACGUCCAAAUUUCAUCGUUUCGUCGUCUGUUCAUUGAUGAUUUUCUCGUUAUUCUUGCUUGGAUUAUCAUUCUUUCUACAGCAAUUAUCUGGCAGAUUGAAAAUAAAGCCCUCUACGAGCUUUAUGCAAUCACCGCAGGAACAGAGCCAUUCAACCUAGACUUUUUGCCUCGGUAUAAUCAGUUUAUGCGACUUCUCGCUCCACUACAGAUAUUAUUUUAUUCCAGCCUGUGGUGUAUCAAAUUCUCAUUUUUAGUUUUCUUCUAUCGACUGAGUUCGAAGAUCAAAGCUUUUCGUAUUUGGUGGUUUGUCGUUUGCUUUUGCACUGCAGCGGUCUAUAUCGCGUCUGUCGGUGAUAUAGAAUACAAGUGCAGCUUUGAGGGUAUUGAAUACAUCAUACAGGAAUGUAUCAAGCUGGAGCAUAUCCAUUACGAAAAUCGCAGCUUUUGGGCGAAUUGUGCUGGCGAUGUCAUUACCGACUUGAUGAUUCUCUCUAUACCUAUAAUUAUCCUGUGGAAUACUCAUAUUCCGCGCCGCAAGAAGAUAAUGUUACUCAGCAUAUUUUCAGCAACAAUAAUUAUCAUGAUAGUGGCUAUCAUACGAGUCGCCGUUGAUAAUACCUAUGAUAAAGAGAUCAAUAUUGCCUGGCUAUGCCUCUGGAGUUUUGUUGAAGUUAAUACAGCCAUAAUUGCCUCUUGUGUGGCUUCACUCCGUCAACUUAUAGUUACAUCCCAAAAUCAAACCUCUUCGGGGAGAGCAGCCUAUCAUGAUACAACUGAUCCAAUGCUCAGGGGCUCAAAGCCUGGUUUUAGUCCAAAAUUUUCACACUCUGUAGCAUACGCAGAAUCCCCAAAUGAGGAUGAUGAGAUGGCACAAUUCCCAGCCAACAUGGUUCACGUUCAAAAUGAUAUUGAAAUAUGCACUAAAGUUGCAAGUCGAUCUGAAAUUGGCGGUAAAUCUGCGACGGAAGCAAAUAUUGGCUAG
Messenger RNA from Penicillium manginii, 1095 nucleotides. RefSeq lists its product as uncharacterized. The transcript has 5 exons. NCBI's taxonomy places the organism in Eukaryota, Fungi, Ascomycota, Eurotiomycetes, Eurotiales, Aspergillaceae. The record is from RefSeq and is a predicted model, not a curated record. The coding region runs from base 1 to 1095 and encodes 364 amino acids.